Molecule: messenger RNA, 658 nt
Organism: Helianthus annuus (common sunflower)
Lineage: Eukaryota; Viridiplantae; Streptophyta; Magnoliopsida; Asterales; Asteraceae
Exons: 7
Coding region: 36-521 (161 amino acids)
Source: RefSeq, a predicted model, not a curated record
CCAAGUUUGAUACCUUUUUCUCAUCUCUACUUGAAAUGGAAGACCUUAAGAAGAAGUUCAAAGAGAAUUGGGAUUCAAAAACUGAAGGCAAAGGCAAAUCAAGUGUUGUUUGUGAUGUAGAUUCAAAUAUGAAGGAUGACCCGAAGGCGAAAAGUGUUGUUAAUGUUAAUGAAGAUAUAUCUUUAAAGGACAAAAACAUGAGUGACAUGGAUCUCGACAGCUUUUUGAUACCGAAAGAUGUUAUGGUGAAUGAACCGGUUCUGUGCUCCACAGUUGUUUCUGAUUUCAAAGAGAAUUCGGUUUCAAAAACUGAAGGCAAGGGCAAAUCAAGUGUUGAUUGUGAUGUAGAUUCAACUAUGAAGGAUGACCCGAAGGCGAAAACUGUUGUUAAUGUUAAUGAAGACAUAUCUUUAAAGGUUGUAUUUGUCCUACUUAAACUAUUAUUUUUUAAUUUUACUGAAUGUGUUUAUAUUACUUUUGAAAUUUAUGUUUUGCUUUUUUCAGGACAAAAGCAUGAGUGACAUGGAUCUCGACAGCUUUUUGAUACCAAAAGAUGUUAUGGUGAAUGAACCGAUUCUGUGCUCCACAGUUGUUUCUGAUCCCAUUAUGAACAAUACAGUUGAUGUUCGUCAAUCUGUUUUGCCGCGAAAGUUGAAGG